Molecule: messenger RNA, 324 nt
Organism: Symbiodinium pilosum
Lineage: Eukaryota; Dinophyceae; Suessiales; Symbiodiniaceae
Source: the annotation of a GenBank genome assembly
AUGACGCGCGGUGCAGACAACUGGCAGGCGACAGCGGCACAGGGUGAGAUCUGCGAGAGCGAGGAAUGGGCUCGACAUGAAGCUGUGGAGCUUCUCCAGGCAGCGCGCCAACUACUCGAGGACGAGGAGCUGCAGGAGAACUUGGCAGGUGUGGACGACCUCUGCGGUGGGGUCCUGUCCGGAUGGCAGCCGCCCUGGCUGGAGCAGGGUGUCACGGGCAUGGACUUCAACGAGAACAUGCUACACGACUCGGCGACCCCAGUGCAGCGCUGGGCAGCAGCCCUGGAAGAUGUCAUCCAGCAACUCUGGCAGAAUGCCACAAAG